AUGAGUUGCUCCACUAGCAUCCCCGCCCUUAUCAGGUACGCCAUUGACUAUGGCUACGAAGGGGCGGCACUCAGUGCAUUUGUUAAACAAAGAUACCAAGAGAAUUUAGAAGACUUACAUGAAGAAGAGGAACGAAGAAAACAAAGAUACCAAGAAAAUUUAGAAGACUUACACGAAGAAGAAGAACGAAGAAGAUUAGACGAAGAAGAACGAUUAAAUGAACUGCAGUGGGAGGAAGAAAUUAAAUUAAAAGAGAGAAAAUGGGCUAUAGAGGCCAGGUUCUAUGAAUUUGAACGAUCGGAAUGGGGUAGUAUCGAAACAACAGAAAAACAAGAAGACGAAAUGUUAAAAGAUGCCAGCAUAUCAAUAGCUGAGAGAAUUAUUAUUUUUAAGGAACGAAUAAAAAGAAUGACAGAAACGAAAGCACGCUUGCAGAUAGCCGAGCAGGCAAUGCUUGAGCAGCUGAAAAACAUGAUCAUAGAACCUGAACCAACACCCGCAACUACACCCGACACACCAACCCUACCAGAUAUUCAGAAUCAUGAUGCUACACUGAGCCAUAAAAGGGACUUAAUUAAAAUUACUUCCCCUGCCCCGACUGAAUCAUCAAUAAACACAACACCGGAUGCUCCGGUCGACCUUAAUUACACAGCACGUCAAGAGCCGAAGAGACAAAACAACAAACCAACCACUGUCAGCCUUAUCGGCCCCAUAGGUCUACAUACUAAACCUUACCAGCCCCUCGCUAAUGGAAAAAAAUUCGCCGACGAGAGAAGAAUCGCUCUGGGUCCAAAACCCCGCCCACCCACCCACACCUUGAUGAAACAAUGGUCCAAGGACACCGGCCUAAGUUAUCGGGAGACGUGCCGUCUGCUCUACAGCUGUUGUACCGUGGUCUACCCAUCUCUCAUUACUGGCGCUUCACCUUUUGCCACCCACCCCAUCCUGAGUUUUGAUAAGUCACUAAACAUAACUUAG
Messenger RNA from Physella acuta, 978 nucleotides. Its product is annotated as Golgi resident protein GCP60-like. The record is from RefSeq and is a predicted model, not a curated record. Lineage: Eukaryota; Metazoa; Mollusca; Gastropoda; Physidae.